UAUCACAUUUAUGUGCAUUUUUAUUGAAACAUAAGUUGGACCGGAUAGAUAGUUUCGUCAUCGAGAUUUAGUGGUGUCUUUCGUCAUGUCUGAGGAAACUAAAUAUUCCGAAAAAGAGGGGCAUGAUGGCCGCAAGCCGCCGUCAAUAUCAAAAUCGGACCAGAUGGCAAAGGCGGCGGAUAGGUUGGGUGUCGAAGAAGGUGAAACAAUAUCAGCGGAUGACGAACUAUUAGCAACUUUGGGGUAUCGAGCUGAGUUAAAACGCGAAUUUUCGUACAUCACUGUUUUCGGGCAAAGUUUUGGAGCUAUGGGAAUUGCUCCAGCAAUUGCCGAGAGUAUGAUUUUCAGUUUAGGCAGUGCUGGGACUGUGGGAAUGGUAUGGACCUACUUGGUGGGAUGUUUGUUGCUCAUCCCAGUUGCCUUGAGCCUGGGAGAAUUAGGAAGUAGCAUGCCUACUUCUGGAGGUUUGUACUAUGCAAGUUACAGUGUCCGUGAAAGGGAGAUUGACUUGUCCUAACUAUUGAUAGUGGGUUGCACGUUUGACUCCACCACGACAGAGAGCAUUCAUGUGCUGGCUUGCGUAGGUCCUUCCGUCUGUGGUCAUGUCAAAACUGCCUGCUGACAAAUCCAGAGGUUAUAUGAACGUCUUAGGGUAUAUAUCGAUAUACGCAUCUACCAUAUAUGCAGCGACCCUCAUUCUUGGCGCGAUAUGUAGUAUUAAUACAGAUUCCGUCUUUGUGGCUACGAAGUACCAAAACUACGGCAUGUUCACGGCGACCACCUUCCUGACUUUUGCAAUGACUUGUGUACCCUCACAAACACUCUCUCGUCUCAACUUGUUCUAUAUAUUCUUGCAACUUGCUAUGCUAUUCGCUCUGAUUAUUUCACUUGCUGCUGGAACACGCUCGGAACUCAAGAAUUCGGCAAGUUUCGUCUUCGCAGAUUUCGAAAACACCGGUUUCUGGACGAACAAUGGUUGGGCAUUUAUGCUCUCCUUUCUUACCCCGGUAUGGGUUGUUUCUGGUUUUGAAAGCGCAGCUACUAUAGCGGAAGAGGCGAGUAAUGCCGCGAAAGCGGUGCCCUUCGCGAUGGUCUCCUCACUAGUAAUAGCCGCAAUAACAGGUUGGGCAGUCAUUAUAACGAUUGCAUUUUGUAUGGGGCCGGAUGUGAUAAGUAUAGUGACAUCACCUUUGGGCCAGCCUUUGGCACAGAUUGCGUUCAAUAGUUUGGGUAAAACUGGAAGUGUUGCGUUGUUGAUAUUCCUAUGGAUUUCGAGUGUGGCCAAUUGCUCGAUUUUAAUGGUCGCGGCUUCGAGAGAAACUUUUGCUUUUGCUAGAGGUUAGUCGUCUUACCUUUAUUCUCAUAAAUUUUAUACCGGGGUAUACAACGAAGAUAAGCUAACUAGAUCUCGUCCAGACCACGGUCUUCCAUUUUCGUCCUACCUGAGAGUGCUCUCAUCCAACAAAACCCCAGUCCGCGCUAUUUCUUUCGUCGCUCUUUGUACUCUUGCAGAAGGGCUUCUCAUGCUCGUCAACUCCAUCGCCAUAAACAGUAUAUUCAACCUUGCUAUUAUGGGUCUGUACUUCGCUUACUGCAUGCCUUUGAUUUCCCGACUCCUAUUCCGACAUUUUACACCAGGCGUUUGGUACAUGGGCGAUACAGUUAGUUAUGUCAGUGCAAUUUAUUCUGUGGCAUGUAUGACAUUUAUUUUUGUCUUGCUGCUUUUUCCCAGCUACGAACAUCCAAAUGCACAGGAAAUGAAUUAUGCUGUUGUGGUUUUGGGCUUUGUUUUGGUUUUUUGUGUGGUUUAUUAUUGGGUGCCUGGGUAUGGAGGGAAGACAUUUUUUAAGGGACCGGUUAGGACAAUUGAUGAAGUGUUGCAGAGAGAGGAGACGUCAGGGAAAUAGUGUUGAAAGAGAUGAAACGGAGUGCUGGGAGUGGGAGUAAGUGUAAUGAUGGUUGAAGUUUUCAUGCUUGACUAUAAUCAAUACAUCUUUAAAGUAUAGGUAGUAUAUGAUGCCUAGCAGGGUCUUAUUAAUAUCUAUACGCAAUUAUCAAGGCGAAAUAUUUACUGAGGAUUUCAAUGUUUUAGAAUUUUCGUCGGGAGAUGUGGAUUUUUAAAGCUAUGGUGUCCAUAAUCCACCGAGUAUAUCAUUUCGAGGCGACUGUCGGCUACAAGUUGAAAGCAAUCGUUUGGACUCCGCGCUAUCAUUUAUGGAUCGGAGUCAAAUCAAGGGCAGUUCGUCGAUUUGCAUUGACGGUAGAAAUAGAGAUCUCAUCAAUCUCACACGCUUAGUGCAUGGGCAGCUAGCUGCGAUCGCGACUUGGAGAAG
Molecule: messenger RNA, 2333 nt
Organism: Sclerotinia trifoliorum
Lineage: Eukaryota; Fungi; Ascomycota; Leotiomycetes; Helotiales; Sclerotiniaceae
Source: the annotation of a GenBank genome assembly